GUUGCUGGAGCGGUUUCAUUCUUCCACUGACCUCUGCUCUGCCAUACUCGUAUUCUGUUUACCGAGUUAAAGGCUGACUUGAUUUCUAUAAAUUCCUAAAUGGCGUGGAGUUGGACUCAGAUCUUUUCACACCCACUGUGGGCCAUUUCCACGUUCGUUUUGGGUUUCGUCGUUCGAGUUCAGCGGAAAGGCUCGUGGAAUCCGCGCCACUGUCCGGUACAACUGAAAGGCAAGACAGCCAUUGUUACCGGAGCUAAUACAGGAAUAGGCAAGUUCAUCGCGCUGGACUUUGCUCGGCGGGGCGCGCGCGUUAUCCUCGCGUGCCGCAAUGAGGCGCGUGGGACGGCGGCCCUGCGGGACAUUCGAGAGCUCAGCGGCAAUCCGGACGUGCACCUGCGCUUGGUGGACACCUCAUCCCUCGCCUCUGUCCGCAAGUUUGCGGCUUCCAUUCUGCAAGAGGAACAUAAGCUACACAUCCUUGUGAACAACGCCGGGGCUUCAGGUCUUCCAAGGGGGAUCACACCAGAUGGGCUCGAGGUGUCCUUUGCCACUAACCUAGUGGGACCCUUUCUACUCACCCACUUGCUGCUAGACCUAAUGAAGCGCUCAGCACCAGCUCGGGUCGUGAACAUGUCCUCGGCAAACCACAGGAAGGGCAAGUUUGAUCUCUCUCAUUUCAAAGGGGAAAACCUCAUCUACCAUUUGGACACAGUCUACAACCACACCAAGCUGCACAACAUCCUAUGGACCAAUGAGUUGGCAAGCAGACUCCAUGGCACAGGUGUAACAGCAAACUCUCUGCACCCUGGUGUGGUGAUGACAGAGGUGAUGAGAAACUACAGCUUGCUGGUUAGACUGAUCUUCAGCAUAGUGGGAAUCUUCUUUUUCAAGUCUUCAGAGGAGGGUGCUGCCAGCACCAUCUACUGUGCAGUGGCAGAGGAAACGGAAGGCAUUUCUGGGAAAUACUUUGACAGCGAUUGCUCCCUUGUUUUGCCCUCUCCCCUGGCCAGAGACCCCGUUCUGGCUGCAAAGACCUUCGAGUAUUGUGAAAGACUUGUAGCUGUCCAGCUGUGAUGAACGUUUAGAAAAAGAGUGACAUAGGCAAAGAGGUGGCAGAUUUUUACAUUUACAUUACAUGUACAUCUAUUCAUUUAGCAAAUGCAUUUCUCUAAAGCGAUGUACAUCUCUCAUAAUUCUGACAUAAGAAACACAUUGAUGUACUUGUUAAACAAGGAAAACAUGUUUUCUUUAACUACAGAAGUUGUGACAGAUAAUCUAAAAAUUUGAAUGUUAGGACAAAAUAUCAAUCUUGAUAGAACAUAACUGACUACUCAUUUCAGUGUAAGACUAAAGAAGAUGGUUAGGGAAGGGUGUGGGUUAGUGAUCAUGUUAAAAAGCUUAUAUUGAAAAAAAAAUAUAUAUAUACACCUCAUUAGCUUGGUAUUAAAUAUGUCAAUAAACAUCUGUCAGACAGUUGAUCAAAA
Messenger RNA from Scleropages formosus (Asian bonytongue), 1484 nucleotides. Its product is annotated as retinol dehydrogenase 12. The record is from RefSeq and is a predicted model, not a curated record. The coding region runs from base 100 to 1074 and encodes 324 amino acids. The transcript is spliced from 6 exons. Lineage: Eukaryota; Metazoa; Chordata; Actinopteri; Osteoglossiformes; Osteoglossidae.